UAGUUGCCCGGAUGUAGUUGGUGGAGCGGCAGCGGCGGCACCGGCGGCGGCGGCGGGAGGAGGAGGAGGAGGAGAAGGACCAGGCAGCAGCGGCGGCGGCGGGGGGGAGGAGGGGAGGAAGCGGCGGAGCAGAAGGAGAGGAAGGCGGAGGUAGCAGUCGCUCUCCGCAGGGCUGAGCCGGACGCGUCUUCUUACCCCCCUCCCCCCGGUUCGCGCUGCCGCCGUGUAGUUGGCGCCGCUGCCCGGGCUGAGAGUGAGCGUGGUGUCGACCGAGGGAGAUGGCCCGGGAGCGCCGGCGCCAGUAACGAGGAGGUGCUGAGAGUCGCCCAGGGCGCGCCUGGCCCUGGUGCCGGGGCUGCCGCCCGCCCGCCGCCGCCUGCGCGCCCGCCCGCCCGCCUUUCGCGGCCGCUCUCCCCCCUCCCCGACACACACUCACAGGCCGGGCAUUGAUGGUAAUGUAUGCGAGGAAACAGCAGAGACUCAGUGAUGGCUGUCACGACCGGAGGGGGGACUCGCAGCCUUACCAGGCACUUAAGUAUUCAUCGAAGAGUCACCCCAGUAGUGGUGAUCACCGACAUGAAAAGAUGCGAGACGCCGCAGAUCCUUCACCACCAAAUAAAAUGUUGCGGAGAUCUGAUAGUCCUGAAAACAAAUAUAGUGACAGCACAGGUCAUAAUAAGGCCAAAAAUGUGCAUACUCACAGAGUUAGAGAGAGGGAAGGUGGGACCAGUUACUCUCCACAAGAAAAUUCACACAACCACAGUGCUCUUCAUAGUUCAAAUUCACAUUCUUCUAAUCCAAGCAAUAAUCCAAGCAAAACUUCAGAUGCACCUUAUGAUUCUGCAGAUGACUGGUCUGAGCACAUUAGCUCGUCUGGGAAAAAAUAUUACUACAAUUGUCGAACAGAAGUUUCACAAUGGGAAAAACCAAAAGAAUGGCUUGAAAGAGAGCAGAGACAAAAAGAAGCAAAUAAGGUGGCAGUUAAUAGCUUCCCAAAAGAUAGGGAUUACAGAAGAGAGGUGAUGCAAGCAACAGCUACUAGUGGGUUUGCCAGUGGAAUGGAAGACAAGCAUUCCAGUGAUGCCAGUAGUUUGCUCCCACAGAAUAUUUUGUCUCAGACAAGCAGACACAAUGACAGAGACUACAGACUGCCAAGAGCAGAGACUCACAGUAGUUCUACGCCAGUACAGCACCCCAUCAAACCAGUGGUUCAUCCAACUGCUACCCCAAGCACUGUUCCUUCUAGUCCAUUUUCGCUACAGUCUGAUCACCAGCCAAAGAAAUCAUUUGAUGCUAAUGGAGCAUCUACUUUAUCAAAACUGCCUACACCCACAUCUUCUGUCCCUGCACAGAAAACAGAAAGAAAAGAGUCUACAUCAGGAGACAAAUUGGUAUCACAUUCUUGCACAACUCCUUCCACUUCUUCUGCCUCUGGACUGAAUCCCACAUCGGCACCUCCAACAUCUGCAUCGGCAGUCCCUGUUUCUCCUGUUCCACAGUCACCAAUACCUCCAUUACUUCAGGACCCAAAUCUGCUUAGACAGUUGCUUCCUGCUUUGCAAGCCACGUUGCAGCUCAAUAAUUCUAAUGUGGACAUAUCCAAAAUCAAUGAAGUUCUUACAGCAGCUGUGACACAAGCUUCACUGCAGUCUAUAAUUCAUAAGUUUCUUACUGCUGGACCAUCUGCUUUCAACAUAACAUCUCUGAUUUCUCAAGCUGCUCAGCUCUCUACUCAAGCCCAGCCAUCUAAUCAGUCUCCAAUGUCUUUAACGUCUGAUGCUUCAUCCCCAAGAUCCUAUGUGUCUCCAAGAAUAAGCACACCUCAAACUAACACAGUCCCUAUCAAACCUUUGAUUAGUACUCCUCCAGUUUCAUCACAGCCAAAGGUUAGUACUCCAGUAGUAAAGCAAGGACCAGUGUCACAAUCAGCCACACAGCAGCCUGUAACUGCUGACAAGCAGCCAGGUCAUGAACCUGUUUCUCCUCGAAGUCUUCAGCGCUCAAGUAGCCAGAGAAGUCCAUCACCUGGUCCAAAUCAUACUUCUAGUAGUAAUGUAUCAAAUACAGCAGUUGUACCACAGAAUUCAUCUGCCCGACCUGCGUGUUCAUUAACACCUACACUAGCAGCACACUUCAAUGAAAAUCUCAUAAAACAUGUUCAAGGAUGGCCUGCAGAUCAUGCAGAGAAGCAGGCAUCAAGAUUGCGUGAAGAAGCUCAUAACAUGGGGAGCGUUCACAUGUCAGAAAUUUGUACUGAAUUAAAAAAUUUAAGAUCUUUAGUCCGAGUAUGUGAAAUUCAAGCAACUUUGCGAGAGCAAAGGAUACUAUUUUUGAGACAACAAAUUAAGGAACUCGAAAAGCUUAAAAAUCAGAAUUCCUUCAUGGUGUGAAGAUGUGAAUAAUUGCACAUGGUUUUGAGUACAGGAACUGUAAAUCUGUUGCCCAAUCUUAACAUUUUUGAGCUGCAUUUAAGUAGACUUUGGACCGUUAAGCUGGGCAAAGGAAAUGACAAGGGGACGGGGUCUGUGAGAGUCAAUUCAGGGGAAAGAUACAAGAUUGAUUUGUAAAACCCUUGAAAUGUAGAUUUCUUGUAGAUGUAUUCUUCACGUUGUAAAUAUGUUUUGUAGAGUGAAGCCAUGGGAAGCCAUGUGUAACAGAGCUUAGACAUCCAAAACUAAUCAAUGCUAAGGUGGCUAAAUACCUAGCCUUUUACAUGUAAACCUGUCUGCAAAAUUAGCUUUUUUAAAAAAGAAAAAUUGGGGGGGUUAAUUUAUCAUUCAGAAAUCUUGCAUUUUCAAAAAUUCAGUGCAAGCGCCAGGCGAUCUGUGUCUAAGGAUACGAUUUUGAACCAUAUGGGCAGUGUACAAAAUAUCAUGAAACAACUGUUUCCACACUUGCACCUGAUCAAGAGCAGUGCUUCUCCAUUUGUUUUGCAGAGAAAUGUUUUUCAUUUCCCAUGUGUUCCAUUUCCCUCUGAAAUCCUUGAUCUGAUUUUAUCCAUUUUUUUAAGGCUCCUCUUUUUCUCCUUUCUUAAGGCACUGUUGCUAUGGCACUUUUCUAUAACCUUUUCAUUCCUGUGUACAGUAGCUUAAAAUUGCAGUGAUUGAGCAUAACCCACUUGUUUGUAUAAAUUAUUGAAAUCCAUUUUGCACCCUGUAAGAAUGGACUUAAAAGUACUGCUGGGCAUGUGUGCUGAAAGUACAUUGAUUGCUCAAAUAUAAGGAAAUGGCCCAAUGAACAUGGUUGUGGGAGGGGAAAGAGGAAAGAAACAAAGCUAGUCAGAUGUGAAUUGUAACUGUUGUAAUAAACAUGUUGAAACAAACAACAAAUUGUUAUUUUUCUUUUCCUUCGGUCAGUGCAUAUUAGAAUUUGAACUACCUGGGGAUUCUUUAUCAGAACUAUUCUUGUUGACUAUUUAUACUUAAUUGAUAUAAUUCCUUAAGGGAAGUUUUGUUUAAAACAUUAACAAAUUGUGUAUAAGAUAUUUAAUGAAAUAUGAAAUUCAACAAGAAAUGAUUAAGUCACUUCCCCAGUGGUUGUCUUUUGUUAAACCCUGGUUUACCUGUCUUGCUAUUAUGACAUUUCAUUUUGAAGGAUGUUUGUGUUGUAGCUAACUGUUCAAGUCUGGUGCUGACUGCUGUUCUUAGCCAUCACAAAACGCUAAAUUUGUGUAAUUGGAGCUUCCUGCUGUUAUCUGGAAAUGGUGGGAAAGCUCAGCUUUGUAUAUUGUUUCCUAAAGUAUAUUAAAAUAAAAAAAGAAACUAUUGCUACUAUAAUUUACCUUGGCUUUUUUUUCUUUGCUAAAAAUGUUAGUCACAUGGCCUUAGCAUGACACUGCCAGAUUGUAUCAAAUGACAAAGAGUUUCUGUAUGCAGAAAAGUCUUUUGACUUCAAUUUUUUAAAAUAAUUUUUUAUGUGGUGCUGAGGAUCGAACCCAGUGCCUCACGCUUGCAAGGCAAGCACUGUACCACUGAGCUACAACCCCAGCCCGACUUCAAAAUUUUUAACAUCUUAGAGGGUUUUUUGUUGAGACAGAUAUGUGCUUCCAGAACUGCCAGCACCAAGGGCUUAUUUUUGAUGUUUUACAUCAACAUCAAUGUUAUUACUUUCUGAGAUAUAAAAUUUCAAAAUUGCUCUUGUGCUUUAAUCAUUUAUACUAUAGAAAUGAACAUUCGAAAUUUUCAGUAAAUAUAAAAAGUAAAAUGUAAGCAAUAGUAUUGUUUUCUGAAAUACACAAAAAUGUUCCAGUGUUACUGAGAGGAAUUAAAAUCUUAUACUGGAAGCUGACUCUUUUUUCUUGUAACUUAAUACUUUUAAAUGUAAGAAAAGAUAAAUGUCAUGAAUCAUAUUGUCAUGAAAUGUUCAUACCUGUGAGAUUGUUACCAUUUGCUGAACUUCAUUAGUGCAUGUAAAUGAAACCCUGAAGAGCUAUGUUAAGCUAGAACUCUUACUGUAUCUUUUCUGGGGGAAAAAAAUGAGCAAUGUGUAAUGUUAUAGGAAAUGUUUUCUGAUCAGAUGGCAACUUGUGGUUUAGGUGAAUUUAAGUUUUGUUUGCAAAUAGUUUGUCACUCUGUCCCUUUGUUUUAAAAGUUGCUUAUAUUCUUGAAUAGUCACACAUUCAGGACAAAAUGCCUAAUUUGAAAUUUCUUAGUGGUAAACUUUUAAACAGAAUUUUUCUUGUGGAAAUAUUUUUAUAAUAUUUGAUCCACUUACGAUUCUGUAGUAAAUUAUUUUAAAUAUUGCACUUUAAUACAGACAUGAUGUCCAGCUCCUAACCUACUUGAGGUAACUAGGGAAUAUCCACUAGAAUAGGCACAAUACUCUGGAAUAUUUAUUUAGUUGGCUUGUUAGGAAUUUGAACAUGUACCUUCAUUCAGAUAAUGUGAAAAUAGGGAUACUGAAUAGCCCUAGUAACUUUAGAGGUCCCCCCAUUUUAAAAGACAAAUAGUCUAUAUUCAAAUCUUAAGAACUGCAAUUGUAGUAAGUAUGAUGGUGGGCCUGUUAGUCUUUACCCUGAAGAACCAGCUUUCGCUUUUCCCCUUUAACCAAACUUGUCUUUAAAACUUAGACCGUGAUUUCAAAUUUUAAGCACACUGAACUCCAUUUGCCACCAUUUUUUCAAGACUUCUUUUAAUAGCUAGAGUGGCCUUUUCUUCUUAAAAAAAGAAAUUAUAUAUAUAUAAUUAUUUAGAUACCCCCCGCCCAUGCUUGUAAAAUCUUAGAAGGGAAUCAUUUAAAAUCUUGGAAAGAGUCACUCCAUUUCAAAAACUUUAAUGUUCUGUUUGAAAACAACCUUAGCUUUAAAGGGACUACUUCAAAGGGGAGAGUGAAGGACGGCCCGUAAUUUCAGUGCAUACUAGACUCUUGUAGUUCAGGACUUGAAGCUACUGUAUUUAGAAGUUGGGUUUGAAUAUACAGAUUUCUUUUCGAUACCUGUAAAUAUGCCUAUAUUCUUGUAUUUGUACGGGAGUGUACAAAAAUGACACUAAAAAGUAAUAAAUAUGUUUUGAUUAUA
Messenger RNA from Ictidomys tridecemlineatus (thirteen-lined ground squirrel), 5515 nucleotides. RefSeq names its product WW domain containing adaptor with coiled-coil (gene Wac). Gene Ontology annotation, cellular component: nucleus. The record is from RefSeq and is a predicted model, not a curated record. Gene Ontology annotation, biological process: regulation of autophagy; positive regulation of TORC1 signaling. Lineage: Eukaryota; Metazoa; Chordata; Mammalia; Rodentia; Sciuridae. Gene Ontology annotation, molecular function: chromatin binding; RNA polymerase II complex binding.